AGUUAAUGACUACAGGAGCAUUGCAGGGAUUAUCUCUUUGUCAGGGGAAGGAUUAUGGCGAGGGAGAUGUAAAAUUUUAUUAUGAACAUCCGCCGGCAAUGUUUUUCCACGUUUUUUUGCCUAGAAGGGGUACGUCAUAAUAUUGUACCUAUCUAGCCAGUAUUGCCGCUAGGAAUCCUCAGCUUGCCCCUCCUUUUGGCGUCUCCUCGGAAAGACAUUCGGCCGAGCAGCGGUCCUAUCGCGGGCAAUAAUGGGCGACAUUCCGCAGCUGAUCAGAAUCGCCGUCGCCCUUAAAAUACAGCCCAACGACGGGCCGGUGUUUUUUAAAGUGGACGGGUCGAGAUUCGGACAGAACAGGACGAUCAAGCUGCUAACUGGAUCAAAGUACAAAAUCGAGGUGGUGGUGAAGCCUGGGGCCGUGGAGGCAACCACCAUGAGCAUAGGCGGGAUAAGUUUCCCUCUGGAGCAGCAGUCCAAAGACCCCCAGUCGGUGGUUUAUAACGGGACCUAUGACACCGAGGGAGUGACGCACACCAAAAGCGGGGAGAGGCAGCCUGUCCAGGUCAGCAUACAGUUCCCGGAGGCGGGCACGUUUGAGACCGUGUGGCAGGUCAAGUACUACAAUUACCACAAGCGGGACCACUGCCAAUGGGGAAACAGCUUCUCUAACAUAGAGUACGAGUGCAAGCCCAACGAAACCCGCAGUUUGAUGUGGAUCAACAAGGAGAUGUUUGUAUGAGGGUGGGUACCCGACCAAGCCACGCUCGGCAAGGGUACCACCAGCAUCUGAACCCCAGCGGAAACGCCAGCACACGCCAGCAUGAAGCCUUAUCCAACGGUGCACACGUGGAACCAAUAAAGUUAUCGCCUGUCUCCUGUCUUUGGCAGAGCUGAGUUCACAGCUAGCCGACUGGGGACGUUUAUCAGUUGACCUGUUGUGUGAGUGGACACUGUGUUUUAGUUUUUUUCCGCUCAGUGGUUCAGUACUUGUGUUCUGUAAACUUUGUGUAUGAUUAUUUAUUAUUCUUAUGAAAUAUUAUCCUCCUUUAUCUGCUUACGAACAGCAGAAGCAGAAUGGAAGCUGCGGCAGACAAAAAAGAAAGUGUCAGACAAGUUCUUUUGUUAGGUGACUUAUUUAUUAAUGAUACUUUGGGGUCACAGGAUGGCAGCCUGGCAGCUUUUACUCAAUUAGUGUUGCUCUGUUGUGAAUUGUUUCCAGACCUAUAUCACAAAAAUAUAUACUGAUAUUAACAGGGUAACAGCCAAUGUGUAUUGUAGUUGUGAUUUUUUUUUGUAGUGAAAUUAUUCAUACUUAUUAAAUUAUUAGACAGUUUUGAAAGGCAACGAAAAACUCAUCAGAGACAAGAUGUGAAAAUGCUGGCAAAGCAUAACUGCAAACAACUCAGUUCAAUAAAACAGGCUAUUUGAUUCUC
Molecule: messenger RNA, 1433 nt
Organism: Paramormyrops kingsleyae
Lineage: Eukaryota; Metazoa; Chordata; Actinopteri; Osteoglossiformes; Mormyridae
Gene: cnrip1b
Product: cannabinoid receptor interacting protein 1b
Biological process (GO): negative regulation of signaling receptor activity
Cellular component (GO): plasma membrane
Molecular function (GO): type 1 cannabinoid receptor binding
Source: RefSeq, a predicted model, not a curated record